Messenger RNA from Triticum dicoccoides, 1073 nucleotides. RefSeq lists its product as uncharacterized. Bases 1 to 747 code for a protein of 248 amino acids. The transcript has 6 exons. The record is from RefSeq and is a predicted model, not a curated record. Lineage: Eukaryota; Viridiplantae; Streptophyta; Magnoliopsida; Poales; Poaceae.
AUGGAGCUUCGUGGGGAUGUCAUCUGUGCUGCGUUGAAGUUUUUCAUGCUCGAUGCUAUUCGCUCCACGAUCCAGACUCCUUCCCUCCCCCGCCGCCACCCACCUCCACCACCCACCCCUCUCCUCGCCGCCACCCACCUCCGCCACACCUCCCCUCCCCACCUCAGAUCCUCUCCCCACUCCCAGAUCCAACUUGCCACCGUAGAACGAGGAGAUCGCGGCCAAGAUCUUCGGGACGCGCUGGUCGUCGUCGCCAACCGCUCCUCCGCCGACCCGCACAAGUUCCCUGGUGCUAAGGUACCUCGAGGAGUUCGUGCAGCGGUUCGACCUCCUCGGGUUGGUCCGGUUCGGGACGGAGGUGGUGAGCGUCCGCCGCAGCAGGGACGACGACGCGGGCUGGAGGGUGAGGCUCGCCUGCGCUGGCAGCGAGCUAGAGGAGGAGGUUUGACGCCGUGGUCGUCUGCAGUGGGCACUUCGCCGAGCCGUGCGUGGCCGCCAUCGCAGGUUAGUGAGCAGCAUCAGGAGGAGGAGCUCAAACAGGCCACCACGAUGCACCACCGCAGCAGCAGGACGAUGGUAUUGCGGCACAUGGCACCGGAGCUGAGCCUGGGCAUGAGGAGCAACGGCUACGUGCGGGUCCUCGACCUGCUCGGCCUCAACCUGCAGACCUUCGCCAAGGUUCCCCUCAAGUCCCACAUGGUGGAUGAAAUCAGGGAGGAGUUUACUUUGGAUGACAAAUGUUUGUAGAUCAUCCACCUCCUCAACGAUGCUAACCCGAUCCGAUCAUCGUCGACACUAUCAUCAUCAGGAUCUAAUGUUGUUUAGGCUGCUGCUGUUGUGACGGAAGAGCAGAAGAGGCAUGGCGAUGUGCAGCACAAUUUUAGUUGAUGUUGCACCAUGUUUUGGUGCUUGUGUAUUUGUUUUUGCUUGUAACCACACUUGUAUGUGCUUGUCUAUCUGUUUUUGCUUGUUUUAGUUGAUGUUGGACGUGCGGACUUGUAUGUGCUGUUGUGUGUAUUUGGUGGAAUGAUUUCUGAAUUUAAUCAUUUAAUCAAGAGAAUUAUUGAGUGUUU